Ilex paraguariensis (yerba mate) is the source of this 284-nucleotide messenger RNA. Lineage: Eukaryota; Viridiplantae; Streptophyta; Magnoliopsida; Aquifoliales; Aquifoliaceae. The record is from the annotation of a GenBank genome assembly.
GCAAUUUGUCAGUUCGCCUUCAAGAAGAGCUCAAAUUUCGGAGCCUGAAUUUCAUGCCAUUCCAUUCUCCGAAGCUUUUGGAAACUUGAAAAAUGGCGGAAACCUCAGAAUCAGCAGUGCCCCAAGCCGAAACAACCACUGAAGUUUGUGAAGAGUCGAGGAAGAUUAACCCUAGAGUCGAAAUCGACACGUCUCCGCCGUUCGAGUCGGUUAAGGAGGCUGUGACCCGUUUUGGUGGCAGCGGUCCCUGGAUCCCCCUUCACCUGCUCCGACUAGCUGCUGAU